AUGAAAGCAGGAUGCCUGAUUCUCACGGGAGUGAUUCUUGUAGCCAUAAUGGCAGUUUGUGUCAUGGUGAAGUUCGCCACGGAGAUCCAAGUCGAGGAGAAGAUAAGGGAAGAUUUCCCUGGCCAGGGCAUCUUCAAGUUCUCCAAAUCCAUGGGCGUCAUCGCUCUUAACGAAAACUCUUCUCUAGUCAUGUCUGAGAGGUUUCCGUACGUCGCAGCGAUUACCAGAAACUACUCUAACACCUGGACUUUCGCCUGUUUCGCCAGCAUCAUCUUGGUCAAGUGGGUGGUGACUUCGGCGCAUUGUCGAAAAGCUGGUUCCAGCCACCGCGUCCUUCUAUACCACGACUUCGUGAGGAACUAUACUCAUACGUAUCCCAUCAUGUUCUGGAGGAUCCACGAGCAGUUCAACAGUACCGAGGGUACUCCGAAGUUCGACAUCGCUGUGGCGAAGCUGAACAUGAUCGAAGCUCACCCUGUUACGAUGAAGUCUUCGAUAUUCGAUGAACUGCCAGCAUCUGAUGUGGAGGCCAGCGUUUGGAAGACAGUCUCGACUAUGGACAAGAGAUUGUUUCUAACGAAUGAUUUUGACAAGUUCAGCGUGAAGAUUGCUCACGAAAGUCGGUGCUACGAAAGUUAUGGAGUCUUUUUAGAUGAUAGCAUGUUUUGUCUAGAUGUUUCCGACUAUGAAGACUGCUUCGUCCAUGAGUUUGGGCCUGUGUACUCUGGUGAUAAAGUACUAGGCAUAAUAGCUCUUAAACCAAGGGAAUGCGAGAUGAAACUUGCAAUCUUCACAAACGUGUCCUAUUAUACCAACUGGAUAUUGAAAACGACAAAAACAUCUUUGUACGGAUGA
Messenger RNA from Pectinophora gossypiella (pink bollworm), 855 nucleotides. RefSeq names its product kallikrein-5-like. The transcript has a single exon. Gene Ontology annotation, molecular function: serine-type endopeptidase activity. Gene Ontology annotation, biological process: proteolysis. The coding region runs from base 1 to 855 and encodes 284 amino acids. NCBI's taxonomy places the organism in Eukaryota, Metazoa, Arthropoda, Insecta, Lepidoptera, Gelechiidae. The record is from RefSeq and is a predicted model, not a curated record.